Toxotes jaculatrix (banded archerfish) is the source of this 2355-nucleotide messenger RNA. Its product is annotated as serine/threonine-protein kinase SBK1. Lineage: Eukaryota; Metazoa; Chordata; Actinopteri; Toxotidae. The transcript has 4 exons. Gene Ontology annotation, molecular function: protein serine/threonine kinase activity; ATP binding. The coding region runs from base 44 to 1294 and encodes 416 amino acids. The record is from RefSeq and is a predicted model, not a curated record. Gene Ontology annotation, biological process: peptidyl-serine phosphorylation; peptidyl-threonine phosphorylation.
CGGAGCUUCGUGCUGGGCAGUGAAAAGCUCUCAGGUCCACUGCAUGCUGAUCCAUGCAGCAGCAGAAGCAGCAGCAGCCUUUGAGGUGGAGGACGGACGGGACAAACAUUCAGCUCGCACUUCUGCAACAUACAGAUUAGCUGCAUUUUGUCAGCUGGGAGCAUGGUGGUGUGACUGUGUGUGUGUGUGUCAUUCUGUGUGUUUGGUUUGCCUGUUUUCAGUGACUGUUUUGGGAACUGACAAGAUAAAAGAGAUGAUUGAGCUAGGCCUCGCUGAUGGUAGCCUGAUCGAUGAGCUGAUGGAGCUGACGGCUCAGAGCCUCGGUCACCUGGAGAUCCAGGAGCACUUCAACAUCAUCAAAGAGAUUGGCAGAGGGAAAUAUGGCAAAGUGCUGCUGGUAACACAUCGCUUCAGGGGGACUCCCAUGGCCUUGAAAGUGAUGCCCAAAGCCUCGACUAAGCUGCAGGGCUUUCUGCGAGAGUACUGCAUCUCCUUACACCUGUCCCGUCACCCCUGCAUCGUGGGCCUCUUUGGCAUUGCCUUCCAGUCUGAUGAGCAUUACUGCUUUGCCCAGGAGCUUGUCAUUGGGAGGGACCUGUUUGCUGUCAUCCAGCCAAAGGUGGGUAUUCCAGAGUCUUCAGUAAAACGCUGUGUCCUCCAGAUCGCAAGUGCUUUGGAGUUCAUCCACAGCCAUGGCCUGGUCCACCGUGAUGUCAAGCCUGAAAACAUUCUUCUGUUGGACAAUCAUUGCUGCCAGGUCAAGCUGGCAGAUUUUGGCCUGGCCCAGAAGAGAGGCACUCUGAUAAGAUUCAUCACAGGUACCCUGCCCUAUAUGGCCCCAGAGCUUUGUACCGUGGCUCUGCUGGAAGGCCAGAAAGAAGUGACUGCUCCCCCACUUAGCGUGGAGCCAAGCCUGGAUACCUGGGCCUUCGGAGUAGUUAUCUUCUGCAUCCUUACGGGCUACUUCCCCUGGGAGCGCUGCAUGGACUCAGACGACUUCUAUCAGGAGUUUGCAGACUGGUGCAGAAUGGAGGAGAGACCUAACACUGAGGAGGACAUUCCUCCUCUGUGGAAAAGGUUCACUCCAGAAGCCAUGGAGAUGUUUGGUAAGCUCCUAGCUUUGGAUGCAGGGAAGAGGUGUACAGUAGGAGAGGUGAGAGCAUAUGUGGAGAAAAACUGGCUUAAGAAGGUACAUGGGAAUGGGCAACAGCAGACAGGAGAAACAGAAAAAGCCAACACCUCCACAAAUAACCUAGGAAAUAACGAAGUGGAGGAACAUCCCAAAGUUCAGUGACAUGCAGAUCACAUUUUGGUGCAAUAUAUAUCUUCUUUAUACAGUAAUAGCAUUAAAAGCUAUAUCUGAAAACACUUCAAGUGCCUGAUAUCCAGCAUGCAAUUUGCAGUGAUGAAACAUCAUUUAACAAGGACGACCUGGUAGCCAAAUUCAGAGAAAAAACACAUAAUUACAUCCCUUAUUAGAUUUCAGCUGGCAACCUGUUACAGACCUCUCUCUCUAAAUAAGAGGCAAAGAUGAGACGAAAAGGAUGCAACAGAAACAAAGACUCCACAGGUGUUAUCUUUCACAAAUGAUUAGGUCGUGACUGAAGAAGUUGCCCAUUAAGUGGGUGGUACCGCACUUUGUGUUUCAUGGUUGCGGCAUAAAAAUGUGCAAUAGUGUGAAAUUACAAAGUUUUAGUUACUCAAAUAAGAUGCAAGACACGAUCCCAUCACAUUCAUCAUACUGUGAUUUUAAAGCUUCAUCACAUCGUCACUGACUCCUACACAAUGUAACAAAGCAUUUGGGUCAACACAAGACCAUUGUUGCUAUUCCUGAAGCACACCUAUGUUGUUCUGAAUAACACAGUGAAAGUGUAGUAGCAGAGGAGGCACAUGCUUACUUGUUGCCUAAUAUUUGCAACAGCACCACAGCUGCACACUCUGGCCUUCUGUUCAGGGUAUGACUACUGUGUUAUCACUGCAAACUUUAAAAGCAGCACAGUUUGUUCUGUUGCUGUACAAACUAAUAAAUCUUGUUUAGCGUUCCAAGGGUCGACUGUUUAUUUAGAUCAUUUUCAUAUACAGUUUUAACUUUGAUAUACAGGAUUUAUUCUUUUGUGUCAAUUAGCUUGUCCUCUUGUUUACUUGCAGGUCAACUCAAAACUUUUCAUGUAUAACAAGUUCACUGAUCUGUUUUGCCCUAAACUGCAACAUAUCAUACAGUCUGAGAUUUGAUGUAAAUGCAGAAUGCAUGUAUAUUCAUUUAUGAACUGUUCAUUUUAAUAUAUUGUAAUAUUUUCAUUUUUAUUGUUUUAGUUGUUUAAUUUUUCUCACGGCAAACCCUAAAAGGAAAACAAA